AUGGCUGCGCCGCGCACCGCGUCCCCGCGCCGCCCGCCUGCGCCGCGCUGGCCCCGGCUCCUGCUAUCGCUGCUGCUGCCGCUACUGCUGCCCGCGCCAAGCGAGGGUCUUGGCCACUCUGCAGAACUGGCAUUUGCUGUGGAGCCCAGUGAUGAUGUUGCUGUCCCAGGGCAGCCUGUAGUGCUGGGCUGCAAAGUGGAGGGGACCCCUCCAGUGCGAAUAACCUGGAGGAAGAAUGGGGUGGAGCUUGCUGAGAGUACCCACUCUACCUUGCUGGCCAAUGGGUCCUUGCUGAUCCAUCACUUCAGGCUGGAGCGGGGAGGCAGCCCUUCAGAUGAGGGUGACUAUGAGUGUGUCGCUCAGAACCGCUUUGGACUGGUGGUCAGCCGGAAGGCUCGAAUCCAGGCUGCAACCAUGUCUGACUUCCACGUGCACCCCCAAGCCACCGUGGGCGAGGAGGGCGGCGUGGCACGCUUCCAGUGCCAAAUCCAUGGGUUGCCCAAGCCUCUGAUCACAUGGGAGAAGAACAGAGUCCCCAUUGACACGGACAAUGAGAGGUACACAUUGCUGCCCAAGGGAGUACUGCAGAUCACAGGACUUCGGGCCGAGGACAGUGGCGUUUUCCACUGUGUGGCUUCGAACAUUGCCAGUGUUCGGAUCAGCCAUGGGGCCAGGCUCACUGUGUCAGGCUCAGGCUCCGGGGCCUACAAGGAGCCGACCAUCCUGGUGGGGCCUGAGAACCUCACCCUGACGGUGCACCAGACCGCAGUGCUGGAGUGUGUCGCCACUGGCAACCCGCGCCCCAUUGUGUCCUGGAGCCGCCUGGAUGGCCGCCCCAUUGGGGUAGAGGGCAUCCAGGUGCUGGGCACGGGAAACCUCAUCAUCUCAGAUGUGACAGUCCAGCACUCGGGGGUCUACGUCUGUGCGGCCAAUAGGCCGGGCACCCGGGUGAGGAGAACCGCCCAGGGCCGGCUGGUGGUACAAGCCCCGGCGGAGUUUGUCCAGCAUCCCCAGUCCAUCUCCAGGCCAGCUGGAACCACAGCCAUGUUCACCUGCCAAGCCCAGGGUGAGCCGCCCCCUCAUGUCACGUGGUUGAAGAAUGGCCAAGUGCUGGGGCCAGGAGGCCAUGUCAGGCUCAAGAACAAUAACAGCACACUGACCAUUUCUGGAAUCGGUCCUGAAGAUGAGGCCAUCUACCAGUGUGUGGCCGAGAACAGUGCUGGCUCGUCACAGGCCAGUGCCAGGCUGACCGUGCUGUGGGCCGAGGGCCUGCCUGGGCCCCCUCGCAAUGUCCAGGCUGUCUCUGUGUCGUCCACUGAGGUCCGUGUGUCCUGGAGCGAGCCCAUGAUCAACACCAAGGAGAUCAUCGGCUACGUCCUGCACAUCAGGAGGGCGGCUGACCCUCCAGAACUGGAGUAUCAGGAAGCAGUCAGUAAGAGUACCUUUCAGCACCUGGUGGGCGACCUUGAGCCCUCUACAGCCUACAGCUUCUACAUCAAGGCCUACACACCAAGGGGGGCCAGCUCAGCCUCCAUGCCCACCCUGGCCAGCACCCUGGGUGAAGCUCCUGCCCCCCCGCCACUGUCCGUGCGGGUCCUGGGCAGCUCCUCCCUGCAGCUGUUGUGGGAGCCCUGGCCCCGGCUGGCCCAGCAUGAGGGUGGCUUCAAGCUCUUCUACCGCCCUGCCAGCAAGGCCUCCUUUACGGGUCCCAUCCUGCUGCCUGGAACUGUGUCCUCCUACAACCUCAGCCGGCUGGACCCCAGGGUGGUGUACGAGGUAAAGCUGCUCGCCUACAACCAGCACGGGGACAGCAACGCCACUGUCCGCUUUGUGUCUUUGAGGGGAGCGUCUGAGAGGACAGCUCUGAGCCCACCGUGCGACUGUCGGAAGGAGGAUGCUGCCAACCAGACGUCCACCACAGGCAUUGUCAUUGGCAUCCACAUCGGGGUCACCUGCAUCAUCUUCUGUGUCCUCUUCCUGCUGUUUGGUCAAAGGGGCAGGGUCCUCCUGUGUAAGGAUGUGGAAAACCAGCUCUCCCCUCCCCAGGGUCCCCGGAGCCAGAGGGACCCUGGCAUCCUGGCCCUGAAUGGGGUGGGCCGCGGAGAGCGAGGCCAGCUGGGCCGAGGUGAGAAGUGCGUGGACGCCAAGGAGCUGGAGCAGCUGUUCCCCCCAGCCGGGGUGGUGGGGCCGCCUGGCUCCAGGCCCACUGAUCCCACAGCCCCUGUCCCGUGUGAGGAGACCCAGCUCUCCACGCUGCCACUGCAGGGGUUUGGCUCUCUGGACAGGAGGGCGACAGAGGCCAAGACCCCCUGCACAGGCCCUGUGGCUGCCCCGUUGCCUCUGGACAGUGGCCCCGACCUCCUUGGAGAGGGACAGGUGACCCAGCUUUCUGAGGCACCCGCUGCCCAGCCAGCUCACUCCGGACAGUAGCCAGGGCCUGGCAGGCUCUGCAGGGGGUAGCCCCCCGUUCUCAGGUCGAAGGCAAGAGUUCUCCUGCUAUGUGGGCUUCAGGUGGCCCUGGGCUCCCCAGCACUUCUGUCCUGACUGGAGGCCGGGGUGGGCCAGGCCUAAGGGGCCUCGGCAGGGACCCCGGAGCUGGAGGGGCCCUAGGGAGCCUUCCCUCCUCAGACUGACGCCCUGGCUGCUGCCUGGUCCCCACCUGCCUGGGCACUGGGUGGCUGGCGUCCCUUAAACGGAAGCGAGAGGAAGGUGAACUAGACUCAGAGCCCCCCCCCCCCCCCGGCCGGCCACGAGCCCUGCUCCCUUGUCUUCUCAGGACCCAGUUCUGCCCUUUGGCUCAGCACCUACCUCAGCCGGAAUGAAUGUCCUCGGGGGAGUGGGGUGGUGGCCUAGUUCCUGCCCCACAGAACCCGGAUGCACCUACCUCAAGCCCCUCCCGGGCGCCCCUCCCUCCCCACGUGUUGUCUAGAGUUAAGAAAGGAAAAGAAAAAAGAAAAAAAAAAAAUGGACGUCCCCAUUUCCAGGUGUGAAAGAAAACGUCUACCUCAAGGCUCUGGCUCCGGGGCCUGUGCCCUGGACCCUCUGCCCAGCCUCUGCUUUGCCCGGCCUCUGCUCUGCCCACUGCCCUGCUGCCUCCCCCAGAGGAGGCCCGGGCCCAGUGACCCAUGGGGCCUACAGAAACGAAGAGGGAACUGGUCAGAGGGAAAAAUGUGAAAAAAGCCAAAAAUGAGAGGAAAUGGAUUCCUCGAAAUGUAAAUCCUUGUCCCAAACUAGCCACCUCCCAGCAGCUGCCAUCGCCUGCCUCCUGCCCACGCACUGUUACCCUCUUGGCACACCUGUCCCCCCAUCGGGAUCCCCAUGACCCUCUCCACCUGGGCCUGGGGAGGUGGAACGUCACCCAUAGCCACAGCCUGUGUCCUGUCCUUCCUCCUGGGGCAGCCUGGCCCCCGAAGGUGCAGUGCGUGUGGUGGGGGGGGGGGGGCGUCCCUGGCCAGGUCCCCAGCCCUCGGUGUGGCAGGCCAGCGGCUGACCCUCUGGGGCCCUGGACACCCUCUGUCAGCAGAUGUGGCUGGGAGGUGUUUUGAUGGAGAUGUGUUAAGGGCCCUUGUGACUUUUCCUUUCUGUUGUGAACUACUUAGGUGAAGAAGAAGAAAAACCAAGGAAACAAAUACCUAUUUUUGGUUACACUCAGAAACAUUUUUUUAAAUAGAAGAACUUUUUUUAAAAAUAAAUAAAAGAUACGUGUAUUCCUGAAGAAUGAGACUAGAACCUAAAGUCCUUUGACCCCCACCCUCUAGGGACACCCCACCCUGAAAUUUAGUUCAUUAGCCGAAGAAGGUAGAAUUUGUGGUGUUUUCCUAGGAAACUAGAGUAGUGUCCUGUGGACUGGGGAAGGGUGGUCCUCCCUCCCCAGGGAGGGAGAGGGCAGUGCCAGACCCCGGGGCCCUGAGGCAGUCCCCUGUCUGCGCAGAGACUUCCUUCUGGAGCCCACUCUCCCUUGGGGAGGGUGGAGCUGGGCCACCUGGCCUGACUUGGGUUUUGUCACACACUACUCAUUUUGACUGAAUAAAAGUCCUGUUGCCAAAGUGAA
Marmota monax (woodchuck) is the source of this 4051-nucleotide messenger RNA. It is a transcript of the gene Igdcc3, whose product is annotated as immunoglobulin superfamily DCC subclass member 3. The record is from RefSeq and is a predicted model, not a curated record. The coding region runs from base 1 to 2430 and encodes 809 amino acids. NCBI's taxonomy places the organism in Eukaryota, Metazoa, Chordata, Mammalia, Rodentia, Sciuridae. The transcript has 14 exons. Gene Ontology annotation, cellular component: plasma membrane; axon. Gene Ontology annotation, biological process: cell-cell adhesion; axon guidance. Gene Ontology annotation, molecular function: protein binding.